This is a messenger RNA of Prunus avium (sweet cherry), 865 nucleotides long. RefSeq names its product large ribosomal subunit protein bL12c. Gene Ontology annotation, biological process: translation. The record is from RefSeq and is a predicted model, not a curated record. Gene Ontology annotation, molecular function: structural constituent of ribosome; mRNA binding. Lineage: Eukaryota; Viridiplantae; Streptophyta; Magnoliopsida; Rosales; Rosaceae. Gene Ontology annotation, cellular component: chloroplast; ribosome.
GUUUCAGAAUUCCCCCUUAUCCUAUCUUCUUCUACUCACUCUUGCUUCUUUCUAUCUCUCCCUCUCAGAGUCUCAGACCCAAAACUCAAAUCCACACCACAGCAAUGGCUGCCUCUCUAUCUACACUCACAUUGGGCACCCCAUCUUAUCUCAACACACCCGCGACCUCCUCUUUUCCUCCGCACACCCCCAAACCCAGCCUCCAAUUCCCCUUCAACCCCCAAAACCCUAGCCUAACCCACCGUGCCACGCACCUCCGUCCCCUCGCGGCCGUGGCAGCCCCCGAGAAGAUUGAGAAGCUCGGCGCCGACAUCUCCAGCCUCACCCUGGAGGAGGCUCGCAUCCUCGUCGACUUCCUCCAAGACAAGCUCGGCGUCUCCGCCGCAGCUCUGGCUCCAGCCGCCGCGGUGGCCGCGGCGCCAGGAGCCGCCGAGGGGCCAGCCGUGGUGGAGGAGAAGACGGAGUUCGACGUGGUCAUCGAAGAGGUGCCGAGCAACGCAAGAAUUGCUGUGAUUAAGGCGGUUAGGGCGUUGACGAGCUUGGCGCUGAAGGAGGCCAAGGAGUUGAUUGAGGGCUUGCCUAAGAAAUUCAGAGAAGGGAUUUCCAAGGACGAAGCCGAUGAGGCGAAGAAGCAGCUGGAAGAGGCUGGGGCCAAGGUUGCCAUUGUGUAAUUUGUCUAAUCGGUUUGGGUUUUUUUUCUUCAGUAAAUGAGCUUCUGCUUUUUGUGUACUAUUUGCACUUGUAGGUGUUAGUGAUAUGGGAUUGUUCUCUUUCUUGCUUCUUCUUCAAAGUUCAAUUUCAAUGCAAUUGGAAUUGUAAUUUUAAGGUGAAGAAUUUGAUUAAUAUGCUCUUUUAGUAUGGUUUA